Adineta ricciae is the source of this 990-nucleotide messenger RNA. NCBI's taxonomy places the organism in Eukaryota, Metazoa, Rotifera, Eurotatoria, Adinetida, Adinetidae. The record is from the annotation of a GenBank genome assembly.
AUGCCUCCAACAAUAUCAGCAAAGCCGCAUGUCAUCGUCCUGAGCGGACCAAGCGGAUCGGGAAAAAGUACAUUAAUCACGAAACUAUUCGAAGAAUAUCCAACAGCGUUUGCUUUUAGCAUCUCACAUACAACAAGAUCCCCUCGUCCAGGCGAACAAAAUGGACGUGAGUACCAUUUCGCCUCUCGACCUGACAUGGAAGGUAUGCUGAAUCGUGGCGAAUUCCUCGAAUCAACAGAAUUCUCCGGAAAUUUUAAAAAAGCUGUUGAAGAUGUAACACGAACAGGGCGCAUAUGUUUACUUGAUGUCGAUAAACAAGGCGUGAAAAACAUUCGCAACAGCCAUCUCGAUGCCGUGUUUGUCUUCAUCAGUCCGCCGAGUUAUGAAAUUUUAGAGCAACGUUUACGCGGACGACAAACAGAUACCGAAGCGGCAAUCGAAAAACGUUUAAAAGAAGCGAAAGAAUCGAUGGAAUUCAGCAAAGAACCAGGCGUUUAUGAUCAUAUUAUAUUAAAUGAUCAACUCGAUGUGGCUUAUCAAUCACUAAAGGACGUUCUACGAGAGAUGGCUAAUCAAGCCGAACAAAUUCGUCUUGCACAAGCAGGUGUCCAUGAUAAUCCUGAGUUUGUUUUGAAAUAUCUCGAAGAAAUUGAAGCGUUAGCUGAAAACGUCCUUGCCGAACGACGUGAAAUCAUCGAAUUGAAUAAAAGACGUGAUAAACUACGCGAAGCCAGUCGAGCAGUUCACAAACAAGCAUCGAACGUUAAAACGAACUGGAUGUGUUUGAAUAAUAAUUUUCUCGCCAUGUCAACGAGAGAUUAUUUUGAUCAAAUCAAUGUAGAAAUCAGUCAAGCAGAGAAAAAACUAAAGGAAAAUGUUAAAAAACUAUAUGAUGCAGAAAAAAAACCUGAAAUUCGCGGUUUCAAUUUGAAAUCUCUCUCACGUGAAGAACGCCAAGAAUUGGAUCAAUUGCUGGAACCAUACACUUGA